GAGUCGCAAGCGCUGGGCCGCUCGUCUCGAGACGGGUCGUCGAAUGAAAGGUCAUGAACUCCAGAUGGCGUAUGAACGCGCCGGACCAUAUAUCGCGCAGCGCGUGAGAGAACUCAUCAAAUUGCACGGCUGGACAUUACAAUCACGCAGUCAGUGGUACCUAUUCGAAUUGAUACAUGAAUCCGAUGCGAAUAGAUCCUCCUCGUCCUCUAUCUCUUUUCAAUCUUCCAUCCGUUCCCACAAACGAAACACCCCCCACUUCCGUCUCCCGCUCCUUGUGGCCGAUUUUCUCCGACCCAGCCGCUUCGAGUCGUGGGAGGGUAUCCUUGCUGACAAGCGUCUUGUCAAAUGUAAACGACCCAAUGCCUGGAGUCAUGACCUCUACAUCAAUUCCCCCGAGCCUCUCGUGGACAUAUUCUAUCUCCUCCAAGUCCUUAUUCCAGGAAUGAUACAGAUCAAGCGGAUCGAUUGGAUUGAGGGUGUAGGCGACCAACAUAUCACGAGAGUUCUCCCAAGGGAGUCAUGGAUCCAGAAGAAUGCUGAGGAUCUAGAACAUAUUCUCGGGGACUCCGCGCGAGUACGCAAUAUCAUGGAGUGUGCAAGCGAGACGACUUCUGUAGAGAUAACUUGGGAUAGGUCAGAGUACCGAGACUGUUACAAACUGUAAUAGCGACCAGUCGCAGGCUUGUUCGUCCAACCACCAUCGGCUGGGCCUAUGUAUUAAGGCACACUUAUUCCCCACCUGCGAAACGAGAUGAUCAUUUCCGAAUUGGAGGAAUGCGCAGAGCUGAAGCAAAUCAACAACUUCUCAGGCGAUUUCCUGUCGCUGGCGAGGUUACUCCUGUGUCUCAACAGCUCAACAUCGACUGGCUCUUGUUGGUAAAGACCCAAAAGCAGCAG
Messenger RNA from Cantharellus anzutake, 900 nucleotides. RefSeq lists its product as uncharacterized. The transcript has 2 exons. Lineage: Eukaryota; Fungi; Basidiomycota; Agaricomycetes; Cantharellales; Hydnaceae. The record is from RefSeq and is a predicted model, not a curated record. Bases 44 to 667 code for a protein of 207 amino acids.